This is a messenger RNA of Monoraphidium neglectum, 1101 nucleotides long. RefSeq lists its product as hypothetical. Gene Ontology annotation, cellular component: nuclear replication fork. Gene Ontology annotation, molecular function: ATP-dependent chromatin remodeler activity; ATP binding. The coding region runs from base 1 to 1101 and encodes 366 amino acids. The transcript is spliced from 13 exons. Gene Ontology annotation, biological process: DNA repair; replication fork processing. The record is from RefSeq and is a predicted model, not a curated record. Lineage: Eukaryota; Viridiplantae; Chlorophyta; Chlorophyceae; Sphaeropleales; Selenastraceae.
AUGGUGACGGUGCGGUACAGCGCCAGCCUCAAGCUCGACGCAAACCAGCGCAUCAAGGUGGAGUUGAGCGGCCCUCACGACAGCAUCAAGGAGACCUUUGCCCCCAUCCAAGGCGCGCUGGAGCUUCCGUCCAAGGGCUGGCGGCCCGUGUGGUCGUUCCCAAUGGAGCGUCUGAGGGAGGUGGAGGCAGCCAUGAAGGGCAUGCAGGGCCUGGCGCUGAACGUGGACCCGCUACCCCAGGUGGUGCACAAGGUGCUGACCACCGCCGCGCGGCAGCCAGACGACAGCGCGCGCUACGACCGGCUGCAGGAGGUGGUGCUGGGACCUGAUGAGACGCUGGACGACCGAAUGAUGCCCUUUCAGCGCGAGGGCGUCAAAUUUGGCCUGGCGCGCGGCGGACGCGUCCUGGUGGGCGACGAGAUGGGCCUUGGCAAGACGGUGCAGGCGUGCGCGCUGCUGUGGUGCUACCGGGACGAGUGGCCGGCGCUGAUCGUGGCGCCAUCCUCGCUCAGGCGCGCAGGGGAGGGGGGCCCGGUGGGAGAGAGCGAGGCGCUGACGUGGGCGGCCGCGCUGUACGACUGGCUGAGGGUCACCGAGGACAGGGUGGCCUGCAUCCUCACAGGCGCAGACGUGAAGCGCUCGCUGGCGCGGCAGUUUGACGCGCUCAUCAUAUCAUACGACCUCUUCGCAAAGUGCGCCGACGAGCUGACGGCGGCGCGCAAGUUCAAGGUGGUCGUGCUGGACGAGGCACACCUCAUCAAGAACACAAAGGCCAAGCGCACCAAGGCGGCCCUGCCCGUUCUGCACGCCGCGCGCCGCACCAUUUUGCUAACGGGCACGCCCACCCUCAGCCGCCCCGCGGAGCUGCUGCCGCAGCUGCAGGGGCUGCUGCCUGGUGCGCGCAUCUCCAAGAGGGAGUACGCGGAGCGCUACUGCGAGCCCACCAAAUGGGAUGACAUGGCGGGCAGCAAGAACACAGAUGAGCUUCACCACCUGGUGGGGCGCAUCAUGGUGCGGCGCAAGAAGAACGAGGUGCUGCAGCAGCUGCCGCCAAAGAGGAGGCACAAGGGGCGGUGGGCCUGGGGAGGGUUGGCAGUGUGA